AGCUGCUGAGGGUGGCACGAGCGAUAAUGCGCCGACUGUGAAGAAAACUGGAAAACUCCGAAAAUACUUAACGUGCUCAGAACAGUAAGAUUUAUGGAGUAAAGACUACCCAAGUUCACGGGAGUUCAGAAUGGCCUUCAACGGGCAUCAGAGUACAUUGGCGAAUUCACUCUUCCCCACCUUCCAACGCCAGCCCAGUGUAAAUUUAGAAAACGGAAACAAAGGCAGCGUUGCGUUGCCCUUCGUUUCCAUCCCCAAGGCCUCGCUGCAGGAACAGAACGCAGCAUCCUACUUGCCCUGGUCUCACAUAGCCCACGAUGAUCCCUAUGGCCUUAUUGAUUGUUCCCAGAACAACUUUAAAAUCAGGAAACCCACUGAUAGUACUGACUGUGAAGUGGAGACUGAUCUACAGGGUCUAGUGUCAAAUAUUUUGGAUGAAAGAGAUUCACACGACAGCUACUACAGUGAAGGGAACCUACCUACAUGUAAUCCCGUCUGGUCUCCAAAGACAUUGAAAGAAGAACUACCGACUUUUCCUCCCAACUAUGCAUCCUGUGAGACUUUAAGUAAAGCCCUGGGACAUUCAGUGGACAAAGACGUCGAAGAGUUUCAUCAACAGUCAAAUGGCAUUUCGACCAAUCAACAAUGGCCAUUUAAUUUGGCUAAUGGAGACAAGGACAGUUACACCCACCGUCCUCACAAAUUGCCACCAGGUCUGUCGAUGCCUAAACACGGAAACACCUUUAUGUCGCAGGUAUCAAGACACAAAUACAACAAUGUGCCAGAUGAGACAGAAAGAAGGGAUAGUCAGCCCAUUAAUAAUUUACCCGACCUCAGCAAUGUCUUAUGGCCUCAAAAUGAGAUGAACAGCGCAUGCUUUCAUCCUUAUUAUGAAGACCAGCAUGUCCAAAGCCUUUGUUGUGACCAGUCUGGUCCACGAGACAUUAACCAGCUGGUCAGCAGUUUUCAAUCAUUCAUAGUUGGUGAGCAUGACAGUUUAUGUGAUGAAGACUCUCCAAACAUCCAAAGUCAGACAUUGGCCAUGCAGCACGACGACGGCAUGGUGGAACAAUGGAAAAUUCCCAGUCCUUCCUUGUCAAUGCAAAGCACUGCUGCGAGGAGGACCCCGAAACAGCUGGCGGGAGAAUUUGGGACAGUGCAGAUGGAAAGAAAUGGAGGAGCGAGGAGACAAACGUUUACCCACGACGCCUUACGAGGUCCAUCCGCUUUCAGCCUUCAAAACACUGAGUACUACCAGCCGGCCAAGACGUUCAUCGCACCUUUAAACCUCCCUAAGCAAUACCAGAACAACAUGACCAGGCGCAGAGAAAACGCGCCACCCCUCAUGAACGUGGGCAUGAACCAGUAUUCAAGAAAUCUCUUCCAGCAGGGCCUGAUGCAGGGCCUGAUGCAGGGCAAGCUCAAUCUGCCCAGUCAGAGGGAAAAGAAGAGGAUGCACAUUUCAGGCCAUCUAGGAGAAGGCUUCUCCUCAAGGCCCCUGAGCAACACUAUCAUGAGAAGGGGCAGUAAGAAGGCCCUCCACCAAAGCUCUUACCACGACCGCCUGGGAAGCAUGCAGGCCCACAGGUUUGACAAAGAAAACGGCACUGUCGUAGCAGGGAACGCUCCGCAGCUCAUGCCUUACAUAUAUGCCCUUAACGACUCCAGAAGGGUCUCCAUCAACCCUCCUCACUUCAGCCCCAGGGCCACGGCGUCCUACGGGAGCUGCAUAGCCGGCAUGGACCCGGGGGAAUUGGCGUCGGCCAACGAGAGUGCAGUUUUUAACUCCUACGUAAGUGACAUGUUGACCUGCAGAGGAGAGAGCACCUAUCAUGGCAUGCUGACCCCAGUGGUUGUGGAUCAUGGGGGGCCCAUGAUGCAGCUCUACUUCUACCUGGACGAGUGUUAUGAGCAGUGGAAGAGCUUGGAGAAGGAGAGAAAGAGGACUGAGGUCAUCAUAACCAAGACAUUUGUUGGGAAAGUGACUGCCGCGAUGGGCAACUCCAACCAGCCCAAGAGCCCACCGAAUCCCACUAGAGUGGACACACUCAUCGCCAAUCAGAUGAAAGAGCAAGCAAAGGUGGCGAGCCUUCUGGACAGAAUGCAGUGUCUGAGCAACGCUUCCUUCCACGCUAAUGUCCACACAGCGCUGAACAGGUACUACAUGGCUAUUUGCAUCGCCCAGGCGAGACGCAAGGAGGAGCUCGCCAGCACAUCAAAACACCAGCGGCAGAGGGCUCAUUUCCCAGAGGACCCAGACACCGUGUUACUGGUCAUUGCGCUGAAGGACCUCGCCGCAACCACCAGGAAGAUGCGCACAGCCCUGUGGUGCGCUCUCCAGAUGACCUUACCGAAGGCCGCCAAGAGGCCGGAGUGCCAUGUGACCAGGGAGGCCGCUUGUACUGAGAUGUGCUCCUCUGCGUUCGAGGGUUACUCUUUCAAAGUUACGAUUUAACGAGGUCCAAGCACAAGCUAAAGGGCUUGAUUCAAAUUCCUCAAGAUUGCCCUGAUUACAAAUGUCCCAUCGGCAACGGGGCGAACUAACUAAUGUUACCUGCAAGUCCACGGGGACGUUUUACCUGAGACACAGCGAUCACUACUUAAUAUGAGAUGAGUGAUUGGGGGUUUGGUGACGGCUGCAGUUUAUACUUUGGCGAACAUUUGUUGUGCGGGAAUUGCAUGAAAUGUUGUCUGUCCUGCUGCGCCUGAAUUUAAUUUAAUUUAAUUAGUGUCAGUUUCAAAUGAGCAGGAAUGUGCUUCAUCACCAUUGUAUUUAAAGGCACUAUUUAUGAGGAAGAUUUCGGUGAAUUCUUCUGUUUUACUUAUUUAUUGGUAGGUAAUGGAACCUCAGUUCUUGUUAUUCCUGAGCAAUAAUUGAAUCAUAAGGGCAGUAGUUUAAAAAAAACAUGCUGAAUAUUCCAACUCAUUUUGGCAGCUUGAGUUUUCUCUUGCAUAAUUGUAACAUGUAAUCAGAAAAAAAUUCUUUGCUGCAGUUUGAGCUGCAGCAAAGAAAUGUUCAGUGUUUUAAAUUGAUAUAUAUUAAUCGCAUUUUCCGCUAGAAAUAUAUAAACAUAUUCCUAUCAGUGAAGUUAAAAUGUUUAAUGCAUGUAGUGUUUAAUGUGAACAUGUUAAAUUCUAAAAUGUUCCAAUUAACUUAAAAAAUGGUUUUCUCUUGUUUUAUCCACCUUUUGGUUAAAACAGUAUGCUGAAACUUAAGCUCAGUGUUUUAAAUUCAAAUGUAAUAAUCAAACUUUCCACCGUUUUCAGAUAUUCUAUUCAAAUAUUCAUCUUAUCAAUGGGACAGUUUGUCAGCGACAGUCUGUGUGUAUAAUAGUCUGGUCACUCAUCCUUUGUGAUGCCCUCAUUUUAAGGUUCACGCUGGUUUAUUUUCUUUUCACUUGUUCUGUGGAAGGGAAUUUUUUUAAUAAAGCAAUCCAAAUAGUUGAAA
Messenger RNA from Pungitius pungitius (ninespine stickleback), 3448 nucleotides. RefSeq names its product minamoto (gene meioc). The coding region runs from base 131 to 2455 and encodes 774 amino acids. The record is from RefSeq and is a predicted model, not a curated record. The transcript has 8 exons. Gene Ontology annotation, biological process: mRNA stabilization; meiotic cell cycle; male meiosis I. NCBI's taxonomy places the organism in Eukaryota, Metazoa, Chordata, Actinopteri, Perciformes, Gasterosteidae. Gene Ontology annotation, cellular component: nucleus; cytoplasm.